UUUAGCUUGUCUGUUUCCAAGGAGACAGUUGACAACCGUUCCCGUUCUGGGUUGCUGAACAAGAUGCCUGCAAUGUCGGUUUUAGUCUACUGGGUCUCCAGGAGGUUUCAUAACGUGUUGAAGUUCCUGGGCCUGUACAAAAAGACAGGCAAGCUGGUCUUCCUGGGUCUGGACAAUGCGGGCAAAACAACUCUACUGCACCGGUUGAAGGAUGACCGACUUAGUCAGCACGUGCCCACACUGCAUCCAACGUCUGAAGAGUUGACAAUCUGCGGCAUGACCUUCACCACCUUCGAUCUGGGAGGACACGUGCAAGCUCGGAGAGUGUGGAAGAACUACCUGCCUGCGGUGAAUGCCGUGGUCUUCGUGGUGGACUGUGCGGACCACGACAGGCUGGAAGAGUCCAAGAUGGAACUGGACGCCCUGCUGGCGGACGACACCAUCGCCAACAUGCCCAUCAUGGUGCUGGGGAAUAAAAUCGACCGGCUGGAGGCCAUGAGCGAACGCGGCCUGCGAGGGGCGCUCGCUCUGGACAUGCAAGUCACAGGAAAGGGAAGUGUGAUGCCCAAGGAUGACAAUGCGAGACCCCUGGAGGUCUUCAUGUGUAGCGUGUUGAAGAGACAAGGCUACGGCGAAGGAUUCAGGUGGCUGUCGCAGUACAUUGACUGAUGACUCGGCAGAUUUUGGACUCUUUGGAACAAUAUAUGCAUCAUUGUAUUAUUAUUAUUAUUAUAAUAUAUGCAUCAUUGACAUGAACACACAACAAACACAAUCUAAUAAUGCGGAGUAUUUGGAACUGGACACUUCAUAGCAAUACUGUCCAACAAAAAAACUCAGAUUUGUGAUUUUUGUAAUUUUUCUCUCCAAAUUAAAUAGGAAAAAAUAUUCUGAUAAUUUUAUAAACAUAUAUAUACACAUCAUGUAGUAAGAUGUCCAUAAUUAUCGGCCCGAUAUCACCCUAAAAAUGUGAUAUCGGUCGAUAUCGGGAUUGGAUUUUUUUUCCCCCGAUCAUGAAAACCGAUAUUUAAAAAAAUUCAGUAUGUGUUCAUUCCAUCACAAGAAAUAUGUCAUGUUACACAUAUCGGUAUUGGAAAUUGAGAGUUGGACAAUAUGGCCAUAAAUGCUGUUAAUAUUUAGUUGAACAGAAAUACAAAUACAAAUUAUUGCUGUCAAACCAUAAUUUUAAAAAUAUAUAUUUUAAAUCCAAAACAUAAGAAAAAUCCAGAUUAAAAAAUGUAUAUAGUUCCUAGUUUUUAAAAUACACAGUAUAAAAGUAAUAGAGUAGUAUAAAACAAUUAUAAAAUGUAUGUUUUACUUUGGUAUUGAAACCACUCGUGUGACUAUAAUUACAAAUAUUUUAAAUUAAUACAUGUAAAAAGUAUUAAUUUAAAAUAUUUGUAAUUAUUUUAAGUGUAUGAUUAAGUGUAUAAUUUUUUUAUUAUAUUAUUUUAUAUUAUUAUAUUAUUUUAUAUUAUUAUAUUAUAUUCAAUAAUAUAAAAAUCUGUUAAAUUUUUAUCUGAAUAUUCAUGUUUGGGAUUUAAAGAAAAAAAACAGUAGUCACUAUUAAAAAUAAUGAAACUAAUUUGUGGUUAAAAAGAAGCAAAACAUUUGAAUAUAAUUACACUGUAUGGGCAGUAAAUUGUUGAAAUAUAUUUCUAAAAUAUAAUGUAUUAAACUCAGUAUGAUGAUGCAGCAGAUGCCUUCCUAAAGUAACAGUAUGAUUUUAAUUUUACAUUACUAAAAUGUUUUUGUCUUGCCUAUAGCGACUGUAAUUAGCAUAUAAGAUGCAAGCGCAACACGUGAUACAUCCUGUAAAUGAAUAUCCAUAAUAUAUCCAGCAUGCUUUGUGGACAAGGUCACAUCCUCUCCUAAUGAAAUGCAGGGUUUUGCCAUAUAAAGACUUUACAGGCGAUGUUGAGAGUUGUAUUAUGCAUGUAAGCUCGUGUAAUGGAUGUAAAAUAAAUGUAAAUAUAUGUAAA
Doryrhamphus excisus (bluestripe pipefish) is the source of this 1979-nucleotide messenger RNA. It is a transcript of the gene sar1aa, whose product is annotated as secretion associated, Ras related GTPase 1Aa. Gene Ontology annotation, molecular function: GTP binding; GTPase activity. Gene Ontology annotation, biological process: intracellular protein transport. Lineage: Eukaryota; Metazoa; Chordata; Actinopteri; Syngnathiformes; Syngnathidae. The record is from RefSeq and is a predicted model, not a curated record.